Acanthoscelides obtectus is the source of this 3539-nucleotide messenger RNA. NCBI's taxonomy places the organism in Eukaryota, Metazoa, Arthropoda, Insecta, Coleoptera, Chrysomelidae. The record is from the annotation of a GenBank genome assembly.
GUUGUAUUCGAACGUGAAGAAAGUUGUUUUAUUAUGUACUUAUCUAUUCCCUUGAAAGUAUGAUUCAAGCUGUUAAUUCAAAUGUAUAGUUAGUGCUUAAGUGAAUCAAGUGUAGUGUUUUAAGUACGUCGAUUAUUAAAAGCAUCAAUAUGGUUAUUAACAAAAUCGAACCACAAGAAUGCUUGAGAGAUUCUCCUAAGUUCAGGAGUGUCUUAGAGGAAGAAGAAACUAGCAUAGAUCAACUUGAGGGCAAACUAGAAAAGAUAUUGAAAGUCUGCGGAUCUAUGAUAGAUGCUGGAAAAACAUAUGUUGGACAACAAAGCCUUUUUGCGAACAGUCUAUGGGAUCUGAGCACGCAUUUCAGGGAAGACCCGAUGGUCUUAUCUUCUUUGAAUAAGCUAAUUCACAGUUUGCAGGAAAUGAACAAAUUCCACACGAUUUUGUUGGAUCAAGCCUCGCGUACGAUUCUCAAAAACAUCACGUCUUUUAUAAAAAAUGAUAUCAAGCAAGUGCGUGACUAUAAGCAACAUUUCGAGAAAAUCUCCAACGAAUACGAUACAAUUCUUAUCAGAAACUCGCAUACACCUAAAAGUAAACCUCAAGAAGUUGAAGAGGUUCAAAAUAUAUUGGUCGCUGUCAGAUCCUGUUUCGGUCACCAAACGCUAGACUAUGUCAACAGUAUAAGUGUUUUGCAGAUGAAGAAACGCUAUGAAAUUUUGAGUACGCUUCUGUCAUACAUGCAUGCUUGCACGACGUAUUACCAUCAGGGAUCUGAUUUGUGCGCCGAUUUGGAACCGUUCUUCAAAACCUUAGCUGAUGAGAUAGCUACAAUGAGAGAUGAAACGUACAAACUGCAAAAGGACCUCGAGAAUACUCACGCGUCCGUAUCGAAUAUAGAACUAGUCACCAGGAAAAACGAAAAGAACUCUCCUACUAUGGAGGGAUAUUUGUUCAAAAGAACCUCGAAUGCUUUCAAGACGUGGAACAGAAGAUGGUUCUACUUAUAUGACAAUAAGCUAGUAUAUAGAAAAAGAUCUGGUGAAGAGCAAGAGACUGUUAUGGAGGAUGAUUUGAGGUUAUGUACAGUUAAGCCGGUGUCAGAUGGAGAGAGACGGUUUUGUUUCGAGGUGCUGUCGCCUGCGAAAAGUCACAUGCUUCAGGCUGACUCGAAAGAAAUGUACGAUGCCUGGAUCACAGCGCUACAGAAAGGUAUCGGAGCCGCGAUUCAGAGAGUGCAAAGUUGCGAUUUGGAUAAUCACAAAAACAAUGUCGGCAAUUUGCACAGGCAUUCGAAUAAGGAAACGCGGAGGAGUCAAAACGGGCCGCUGUCUAAAGAUACAAGUAAAAUGAAAAAAAUAAAAAUGUGGGAACAGCUGUUGAAAAUUCCUGGCAAUAAUUUCUGUUGCGACUGCGGCAGUCCCAAUCCUAGGUGGGCUAGUAUUAAUUUGGGAAUCACCUUGUGUAUUGAAUGUUCCGGAGUCCACAGAAGUUUAGGAGUGCAUUACAGCAAAGUCCGCUCGUUGACUUUAGAUGACUGGGAGCCGGAAAUAAUCAAAGUUAUGGCCGAACUAGGAAACUCUCUCGUCAAUAAAAUAUACGAAGCAAAUAUUCCGCCGGAUUUUGCUAGACCCCAUGAACAGUGCUUAGGGGCCGUAAGGGAGACGUUCAUCAAAGCGAAGUAUGUCGACCGUCUUUUCGUCAAGUGUCUGCCCGAUUUCAAAGACAAGGCGGACUCGCCAAACAGGUGUUCACGGUCAAGCCUGAUGGAGGUUAGGAAAUGGAGUGUGAGGAAAAUGAGGCGGAGACCCAGAAGCUGUGAUAAACGGAAAACUGCAAAAUUAGAUCUGCCCAAAAUCGAAAAUAUUCCCGAAAGUACGGAAAGUUGUAGCAGCAGCGGCAAAGAUGACGAUACUAACAGCGAGUCCUCCAAAAGAAACAGUCUCAGGCAAAGAAACGGCGUUUUGUUGUUUGGUAACGAUUUGGAGAAACAGCCAAUUGACGGCUCUAUCGAUUUGAGCAGCGAUCAAGAAUCUACGGGCGGCGAAGAUGAAAACGAAAUAGUCGGAGAAGAGGAUAUCUCUAAGCUCCAACCUGACCUAUUGCUUUAUAAAGCCUCAGCAGCUCAUAAUUUGCCAGUCAUGUGUGAAGCUUUAGCCUUGGGAGCAGAUAAAAACUGGGUAAAUCCUGAGGAUAGAGGUAGGAGUCCUAUACAUGCAGCAGUAUUAAGUGGAUCUGUCAUGCCGUGCGCAUACUUAAUCUUGAACGGUGCCAAAAUCAACGCCCAGGAUCAGAACGGCAAAACGCCUUUGCAUCUCGCCACGCAGGAGGGUCAUACGGCGCAGGUGUGUCUCUUCUUGAAGCAUCGCGCUGACCAACAUCUCGAAGACGACGAAGGAAAGGUGCCUCUAUCGAUGGCUGAGCAGAAGGAACAUGCCGAUAUUGUCACAUUGUUGAGGUUAGGCAGGUUAAACGAAGAAAUGAAAGAUUCCGAGAUGGGAGUCACAGGUGACGACACAUUCAACGACGUAGUUAGGGACUUCUCUAGGUUAGCAUGUUCUCAUCCCGAGAAACUUCAGAGGAGAACCGAGGAUGAGUGAUAAUUCAUAUUUUAUAUUGACUUAUGAAAUCAUGCCGAUAUGUAAUUUUAGCUCCAGUGUAGGCCAAAAUAUAGUUAGUGCAAGGUUUCUCUUUCACUUUGGCAAAGACAGUGUUUUACAUACAUUGCUGACUUGCAAUAUUUUAUGGUGAUUUCGAUUAGUAGACGUUCGGUAAGCUGCAUAUUAACAGGUGAUCCCUUUAGAGGUAGUUUUUUAUAUAAAAAAAUAUAUGCAUAAAAACGACCAACUUUACUUCGGGUUAUCCUUAUCAAUUAUCAUUAUUGAGAAUCAAUUUUUGGAUACUGUUCCUUCGAAAAAAGUGAUUUUCCAAAAGGCAAGAAACACUCAAAAUAUCUAUGAUGUAGGUUAUGGGCCUAGGAGUGUACCGACCAAAAAUCUUAAUAUCAAAAUACUAUGUUCACAUCUUGCAGAAUCGCAUUUUUAAAUUCUUUGUAGCUUUUGGGACUACGAAUAUAAACAUUUUUUAAACUGUAUAAUUAUUUAUUACUUUCAAAAUGAACUGUGAUGUUGGAGUGAAAUGGAAAUCUGCAAUUGGGCUCAUUGUUAAUUGUUGUAAAAGCUCGGUAUGUAAUUUAACUACCUGCUUGGCAUUAAUUUUUGCUCAUGCGUGUAUUUGUAAGAAACUCGUAAUUUUAUAUAUUCAAUUAUAUAACUUGCUAUUUUUCGUAAAAUAUCAUUCCUGUUAAGUUAGGAAAUUUUGACAUUCCAACAUGACCCAAUCUGUUGUGUGAUAAACUUUUUAUUAUCGAAUUUUUACACAUAAAAAAUUUUAACUGGUUGCAUGUUGACAUGUUAUUUGUUCCUAACCCUGUUAUGUCAGUACUUGAUUGCAUCACCAGAAAUACAGAUUUUUUAUUAUAUUUUAAAUGAUUCUUAUAUUUUAUACAAAGAAAUCUCAAAUAUAUCCUUUAUUCAGUAUAA